AUGUAUAAGAGGGAAAAUGGUUUCAAGCCCUGGCUGCUUGACACUAAAUUUGACGCUUGUCGUUUCAUGAGACGACAGUAUGAUCCCUUUGCCAAAUUAGUCUACAGUUUCUUUCAACCGUUUACCAAUAUAAACCACACGUGUCCUUUUGAGGGACCACAGAUUCUUCAAGGAUUUUACCUGAAGCCCGAACUCUUACUUCUUCCAUUUCCAACUGGCCAAUAUAUGCUGGCCAUAAGAUGGUAUUUUGACAAGAAACUGCAGUUCGACACAAACGUGGCGGUCGUUUUCAAGAUGACCAACUUUGAGUGUGCGAGCUAUAAUAAAUCGUGGUUCGUUUUCCAUAAUUAUCGUCUGAAAGCCUUAAGUCGAGACAAGGUUAUACUUAACAUGAACGGAACAAUUCUGCAACCAGCUUAUCGUAUACAAGCUCAUUUUAAAAUUUAUAAAAGGGAAAAUGGUUUCAAGCCCUGGCUGCUUGACUCCAAAAUCGACGCUUGUCGUUUUAUGAGAAGAAAGUAUGACCAUUUCGUCAAAAUAGUCUACAGUCUCUUUGAACCAUUUAGCAAUAUUAACCACACCUGUCCUUAUGUGGGACCACAGAUUGUUGAAGGGUUUUACCUGAAGCCCGAAUUGUUACUUCUUCCGUUUCCAACUGGCCAGUAUAUGUUGGCCAUAAGAUGGUAUUUUGACAAGAAACUGCAGUUCGACACAAACGUCAGCUUUUUGUUUGUAGAAGAUUUUGGAAAAUCCAGAUGAACAUAUUUUUUAGAUAAUAUUUUAAAUG
Messenger RNA from Drosophila eugracilis, 787 nucleotides. RefSeq lists its product as uncharacterized. The record is from RefSeq and is a predicted model, not a curated record. Bases 1 to 759 code for a protein of 252 amino acids. The transcript is spliced from 4 exons. Lineage: Eukaryota; Metazoa; Arthropoda; Insecta; Diptera; Drosophilidae.